AUGGCGCUGGGUCCCUGGGGCCAUGCCGCAGCCCUCUGGGAGACUGGCCUCACCUUGGUCCUGGCUGGCUGGCAGCUGGGGGACCCUGUGCAGAGGAAGAAGGAGGAGCCGGCGCCCCCAGCCACCAGCCAGAGCAUUCCAGCCUUCUACUUCCCCAGGGGCCGCCCCCAGCAGGCCGCCAGCGUGGACGCCGUCAUCGCCAAGAUCGAGAGCACGUUCGCCCAGUUCCCGCAGGAGAGGGCCACCAUGGACGACAUGGGCAGGGUGGCGAAGCGGCCCGCGCAGGUGCAGAGGAAGAAGGAGGAGCCGGCGCCCCCAGCCACCAGCCAGAGCAUUCCAGCCUUCUACUUCCCCAGGGGCCGCCCCCAGCAGGCCGCCAGCGUGGACGCCGUCAUCGCCAAGAUCGAGAGCACGUUCGCCCAGUUCCCGCAGGAGAGGGCCACCAUGGACGACAUGGGCAGGGUGGCGAAGGCCUGUGGCUGCCCGCUCUACUGGAAGGGGCCCUUAUUCUACGGUGCCGGCGGGGAGCGCACUGGCUCGGUGUCUGUGCACAAGUUCGUGGCCAUGUGGAGAAAGAUCCUGCAGAACUGUCACGACGAUGCGGCCAAGUUCGUGCACCUGCUCAUGAGCCCUGGCUGCAGCUACCUGGUGCAAGACGACUUCGUGCCCUUCCUGCAGGACGUGGUCAACACCCACCCCGGCCUGUCCUUCCUGAAGGAGGCGUCUGAGUUCCACUCCCGCUACAUCACCACAGUCAUCCAGAGGAUCUUCUACACCGUCAACAGGUCCUGGUCGGGCCGGAUCACCUGUGCCGAGCUGCGCAGGAGCAGCUUCCUACAGAACGUGGCCCUCCUGGAGGAGGAGGCGGACAUCAACCAGCUGCCCGAGUUCUUCUCCUACGAGCACUUCUACGUCAUCUACUGCAAGUUCUGGGAGCUCGACACCGACCACGACCUGCUCAUCGACGCCCAGGACCUGGCCCGCCACAACGACCACGCCAUCUCCACCAAGAUGAUCGACAGGAUCUUCUCGGGAGCCGUCACGCGAGGCAGACGGGUGCAGAAGGAGGGGAAGAUGAGCUAUGCGGACUUCGUGUGGUUCCUGAUCUCAGAGGAGGACAAGAAGACCCCCACCAGCAUCGAGUACUGGUUCCGCUGCAUGGACCUGGAUGGGGACGGGGCGCUGUCCAUGUUCGAGCUGGAAUACUUCUACGAGGAGCAGUGCCGGCGCCUGGACAGCCUGGCCAUCGAGGCCCUGCCUUUCCAGGACUGCCUCUGCCAGAUGCUGGAUCUGGUCAAGCCCCAGAGCGAAGGGAAGAUCACGCUGCAUGACCUGAAGCGCUGCAAGCUCGCCAACGUCUUCUUCGACACCUUCUUCAACAUCGAGAAGUACCUUGACCACGAGCAGAAAGAGCAGGUCUCCCUGCUCCGGGAGAGCGAGAGUGACGGCCCCGAACUCUCAGACUGGGAGAAGUACGCCGCGGAGGAGUACGACAUCCUGGUGGCCGAGGAGGCCGUGGGGGAGCCCUGGGAGGACGGGUUCGACGCCGAGCUGAGCCCUGUGGAACAGAAGCUGAGCGCGCUGCGGUCCCCGCUGGCCCAGAGGUCCGCCCUGGGGGACGUGGACCUGUACGAGUUUGCGUGCGGGGAGGACGACCUGCAGCCGCUGUGAGGCCCGGAGCCCGUGCGCAGCCAUGUAGACUGCUCCCCCGGACGUGGGCCCACUAUGCACGGCGCUGUGAGGGCAGACUGCCUUGUACGAUGGCCCCUAUUUAUUCACACGGAGCUGCCGAGGGUGCUGCCCGCCCUCCAGGCCCAGGGCUGCCCAGGCGCGCAUGGUCUCAUGCCCACGGCCCGCCCGCCCUGGGCCUUGGGAGUCCGGCGCCCACCGACCUCGCCCACCGACCUCGCGCCGGCCGGGCUCAGCAGCGGGCUGGCUCCUCGGGAGAGCCAGGUGGUGUCGGUGCCGUCCGUGACAUGGCGUCGCCCAGGAGCGGGUGCAUGCCGUCCGCCUGAGGCUGGGGGGCGGGGAAAUUUCACAGGGACCCCC
Tupaia belangeri chinensis (Chinese tree shrew) is the source of this 2049-nucleotide messenger RNA. It is a transcript of the gene PPP2R3B, whose product is annotated as protein phosphatase 2 regulatory subunit B''beta. Gene Ontology annotation, molecular function: protein phosphatase regulator activity; calcium ion binding. The transcript has 14 exons. Bases 1 to 1671 code for a protein of 556 amino acids. Gene Ontology annotation, biological process: protein dephosphorylation. Gene Ontology annotation, cellular component: protein phosphatase type 2A complex. Lineage: Eukaryota; Metazoa; Chordata; Mammalia; Scandentia; Tupaiidae. The record is from RefSeq and is a predicted model, not a curated record.